Notothenia coriiceps (black rockcod) is the source of this 1363-nucleotide messenger RNA. It is a transcript of the gene gas2l1, whose product is annotated as growth arrest-specific 2 like 1. The transcript is spliced from 2 exons. Gene Ontology annotation, cellular component: microtubule plus-end; stress fiber; actin filament. Lineage: Eukaryota; Metazoa; Chordata; Actinopteri; Perciformes; Nototheniidae. The record is from RefSeq and is a predicted model, not a curated record. Gene Ontology annotation, molecular function: actin filament binding; microtubule binding; cytoskeletal adaptor activity. Bases 500 to 1363 code for a protein of 287 amino acids. Gene Ontology annotation, biological process: microtubule bundle formation; protein localization to microtubule plus-end; actin crosslink formation.
UCUGCUGGUCUAAGCUACAGCAGGUCAACAUAUUCAGCGCAAGAGGCGGGCCCAUUUGCUGGGAAGAUGAGCUGUGGACUCAGUGCUGCUCCGUGAUUUCAUCGAAGAGGAGCUCUCUGACCGCCUCACACACAGACAUGGUGACACGUGGAUUUCUGCGAGUGAGAGGAGCCUCCGUUCAGCGGGAGGAUUAACAGGUCGUCGCAUGGGUGUGUAUCGGCGUCCCGGGACACGGCAAUGCGCUCUUUAAAGGAAACGGGUUUCCCAGACAUCCGGAAAACGCAUCCAUGCGCCACGGCUAGUCCGCAUCCCGAUAUGCCUCUGACAACACAAAGCCUGGGUCCAAGGAGCUCCCAUAAGAAACCACACAUGCAAAUCGGCAUGGGUGCGUCAACACGGUUAAUUCGCUAUAUUUGCGGAUGAAGGCGUUGGAGCUGUGCAAUGAGACAAUCGGGAAUUGUCAAGUAGACUUUAUUGAUAGGCUGCGUAAUUCGACAAUAUGGCUGAUCAGAGCAACAUCCAGUCCGCCGCCUCCAAGAGUAUCCGGCCUUUUAAAUCCAGCGAGGAGUACCUGUACGCCAUGAAGGAGGAUCUGGCGGAAUGGCUGAACACCCUCUAUGAUCUGGAUAUCUCUGCAGAUUCCUUCAUGGAGGGGCUGGGGACCGGCUGUGCUCUGUGUCGGCACGCCAACAACGUGAACCGCGCCGCGCAGGAUUUCCAGCUGGAGUACCCGGAGGCUGCUCACUCCAUGAAGCUGCCCUCCAAAGAUGUGGGCUUCCAGUCACGCAAUGUGGUCGCCGGCUCGUUUGUGGCGCGGGAUAACGUGUCCAACUUCAUCAGCUGGUGCAGGCAGGAGCUCUGGAUCAAGGACGUCCUCAUGUUUGAGACCAACGACCUGGUGGAGAGAUGCAACGAGAAGAAUUUUGUUCUGUGUCUGCUCGAGGUGGCGCGACGCGGGGCCAAGUUCGGCAUGUUGGCCCCCAUGUUGAUCCAGCUGGAGGAGGAGAUCGAGGAGGAGAUCCGGGACCAGGAGAGCCUGCGGAUCGAUGUCGAGGAGCCGGCUGAGCAGAGCCCGCCCAGCAGGUGCUUCAGUCGGAAGGAGAGCAGUCAGAGUAGCAGUCUGAGUGUGGAGCAAGAAGAGGAGCCGGAGCCAGAGCCCAUCAUCUGGCCGCAGAAGAGGGUGCUGUGUGACAUGAGAAACUUGGAUGAGUUGGUGCGUGAGAUUCUGGGUCGUUGUUCCUGUCCAGCUCAGUUUCCUAUGAUCAAGGUGUCGGAGGGGAAGUACAAAGUGGGAGACUCCAGUGCGCUGAUCUUCAUCAGGGUAGGUCCUCACCAUACCGAUCAGAAAUAUCUGUCACUGUGA